AUGCGACACUACCGCUGGGCUCUACUCGCCAUACCCCCCGCUCCCACUCUGAUCCUCUCGGCUCCGCGCGCCCACGCUGUUAUGGCUUCCGCCUCCGGUCCGUCACCGUCAACGUCAGCGGUUGCUGAUCCGUCAAAGUUCGGCUACCGGUCGACGGCGGAAGAUGUGACGGCGGGCGUCGAUUUGAGCGGCAAAGUGGCAAUCGUAAUGGCACUCGCGAAUUCCCCUUCCCGCGCGAACCUCGUCCUCGUGCCAAUGUUCUCCCCACGCGCGCAUGUCGCCCCUCUCUCUUUCCGCCGCGCUAAUUUCUUCUUCCUCCCCCUCUCCCGACACCCUUGUGGCGCGAAUUUCCUCCCCCCAGGCGGCAGCAGCGGCAUCGGCACGGAGGCGGCGCGGGUGCUGGCGCUGCGAGGCGCGUCCGUGGUGCCCGCGGUGCGGAACACGGAGGCGGGGGAGGCCGCCAAAGCCGCCAUCAUCAAGGACAUCGAGGGGCAGAGCGCAGCGGCGGCGGGGGUUCCGGCGGCGGUGCGCGAGCGCGUGAGCGUGAUGCCGCUGGAUUUGGCGUCGCUCAAGUCGGUGCGCGCGUUCGCCGCGGAUUACUUGGGCCUUAACCGCCCGCUGCACCUCCUCAUGUACGCGCGGAGAUGGAAGGGGUGCGGGGGGGAGGGGAGGGGGCGAGGGAGGGGGAGGGGCAACAAUGCGAGCGUGAUGAUAUGCCCGUUCAUGCUCACUGCGGCCGGCCAUGAGAACCAGUUCGGCACCAAUCACGUGGGUGAGUGCAGGGAGGCAACCACGUGGGCUGAUCGCACCACACCUCCACUGCCUCCCUCUCCCCCUUUCUUCCGUCCCUCCGCCCCCCCUCCCCCUCUCUUCCCUUUCACCCUCUUCCCCCCUUCCCCUGCACACACCCCCCACCCAAUUGCAUCGCACGUCGUACCCCCUUUAGGCCACUUCCUGUUGACCAACCUGCUGCUGCCGAAGCUCAAGGAAACUGCCAAGCAGGAGGGCGCAGAGGCGCGCAUCGUGAUCGUGUCCUCCGCCGCGCACCAGUUCCCGUACCCGGGCGGCAUCCGCUUUGACGCCAUCAACGCCAAGGAGGGGUACGACUCGGUGAGGGCGUACGGGCAGUCCAAGCUCGCUAAUAUCCUGCACGCACGGGAGCUCGCACGGCGGCUCAAGGUGCAUGGCUGUAUGACUGUAAAUGCUCUGUACCCAUGGGUGAUUGAUCCUUCAACAAUGGAAAAACCCCCUGCUUCCCUCGCCAACACCCUCCAUCACCCUCCCUCCUCCCCUCUCUCCCCUUCCCUUCUCUCCCUUGAUUCAUGCGAGCAGGAGGAGGGUGCAGGAGUGACAGUGAACGCGCUGCACCCGGGGGUGAUUGACACCAACCUCUCACGUCACAUUGUGCCACCAGGGACCAUCUGGCACACCCUCGGACGGGGAGCGUACAGCCUGGUGUUCCAGUGGUUCAUGAAGACCAUUCCUCAGGUACCCUCCACCUCCACCUACUUUAUACCUCGCCUCACUGCACUUUGCCGUACAUUACCUUAG
Messenger RNA from Closterium sp. NIES-65, 1551 nucleotides. The record is from the annotation of a GenBank genome assembly. NCBI's taxonomy places the organism in Eukaryota, Viridiplantae, Streptophyta, Zygnematophyceae, Desmidiales, Closteriaceae.